This is a messenger RNA of Branchiostoma floridae (Florida lancelet), 2694 nucleotides long. Its product is annotated as septin-7-like. Bases 34 to 1428 code for a protein of 464 amino acids. Gene Ontology annotation, cellular component: septin complex; septin ring; microtubule cytoskeleton. The transcript has 14 exons. Gene Ontology annotation, molecular function: GTP binding; molecular adaptor activity; GTPase activity. Lineage: Eukaryota; Metazoa; Chordata; Leptocardii; Amphioxiformes; Branchiostomatidae. The record is from RefSeq and is a predicted model, not a curated record. Gene Ontology annotation, biological process: cytoskeleton-dependent cytokinesis; cilium assembly.
UUUCUUUGGAAGUCCUUGAAACGUCCUUGAAGGAUGAGCCGUUCGCCCGAGGAGUCGGAUUCGCGGGGCAUGCUGGGAAGCGGAAGUCGUUCCCGGCGCAUGCGCACGAUGAGAGGCAGCGGCGCCCAAACCGUUCGUGAUCCGCGGAACAACAUGGCCUCGUAUGUUGGCUUUGCCAACCUCCCCAACCAGGUCUACAGGAAGGCUGUGAAGAGGGGUUUUGAGUUUACCCUUAUGGUUGUAGGUGAAUCUGGCCUGGGCAAGUCCACCCUAGUGAAUUCCCUGUUCAUAACUGACCUGUAUUCCCCGUCUGAGUAUCCAGGCCCCUCACAACGGAUCACCAAAACUGUCAAGGUUGAAACAUCACGGGUGCUGGUUAAGGAAGGAGGGGUUCAGCUACAGUUGACCAUUGUGGACACACCAGGGUUUGGGGAUGCCGUGGACAACAGUAACUGUUGGAAGCCCAUCACAGACCACAUUGAGCAGAGGUUUGAGGACUACCUGAACUCAGAGUCCCGCGUGAACCGCCGGACCAUGCCAGACAACAGGGUCCACGCCUGCCUGUACUUCAUCGGCCCAACUGGACACGGGUUGAAGCCCCUCGAUAUAGAAUUCAUGAAAAGAUUACAUGACAAGGUCAACAUCAUUCCUCUCAUCGCCAAAGCCGACACAAUGACUCCAGAGGAAUGCACACAGUUCAAGAAAAAGAUUUUACAGGAAAUCAAAGAAAACAAGAUUCAGAUCUACGAGUUCCCAGAGGGAGAGGAUGAAGAGGACAACAAACUCAACAAGAAACUCAGGGAGAGGAUUCCCUUUGCUGUGGUUGGCAGCAACACGCUUCUGGAGAUCAACGGGAGGAAAGUGCGUGGUCGGCAGUACCCCUGGGGCGUCGCAGAAGUGGAGAACAUGGACCACUGUGACUUCAUCACACUAAGGAACAUGUUGAUCAGGACCCAUAUGCAGGACUUGAAAGACGUAACAAAUAACGUUCACUACGAGAACUACCGCUGUCAGAAGCUGGCCGGCAUCACAGCGACCAAUGGUACCGAGAAAGGCAAACCGGCCGGUGGCAACCCCUCCCAUAACCCUGCCUCCAGAAACCCCCUGGCACAGAUGGAGGAGGAGAAGAGAGAACAUGUGGCCAAGAUGAAGAAGAUGGAGAUGGAGAUGGAACAGGUCUUUGAGAUGAAGGUCAAGGAGAAGCGCCAGAAGCUCAAGGACUCAGAAGCAGACCUUCAGCGUCGGCAUGAGCAGAUGAAGAAGAAGCUGGAGCAGGAGUACAAGGAGCUGGACGAGAAACGCAGUCUGUUCGAGAAGGAAAAGCUGUCCUUCGAGGAGAGCCAACGGCAACUGGAAGAGCAACGAAAAAUGGAUGCCACAAAAUCCCUCGACAACAAGAAGAAGAAGGAGAAGAAGUCGCUCUUCUAAGUGUUACAAGAAUUCCAGCGCCAUCACACAGCUUGUAGCCAGGCAGAAGGCUUCCCAUGCCAGCGUACAUUACAUAGAGUACUGGGGACGCUCUCAAAGCCUUCCCCCACAGGGCUCGAAAUACUUAUUCUGUUUACCUGCACGGGUACAGGUAACAUGCAACAUUACCUGCACCAGACAAAUUCUACCUGCAUCUACUCAAAAAUAAUGUUUGGGAAAAUUCGUUGCUCCUAGUAGGACCAUUUUGAAUCUGUUAUCUGUAUAUCUGUAACUGCCCUUUGGCAUGAUACCCCAUGACCCAGCUUAUUUGCUGUAUUCAAGUAUAUUUUCUAUUAUGAGGAUUACAGUACCAGGUAUUUUUGAGUCGCAGUCACCUAUAUGUAAGUCUAGUGUAGUAGACUGCUUUCUUUCUGAAACAGUUCAGGUAGGCAUCAUUCCUGUACAGAACAGAAUAUGCAGGUAGUACUAGUAUUUCGAGUCCUGUCUCGUUUUAAGUAGAGCUACACCUAGGGUUACGGGGGAAGCAUUUCCACAUGGCUAAGGGUUCUGCCAACAGUAUUGAUAGUCUAUUUUUUAACAAAGUUGUUUUGGAGAAUGGGGAAGAUGGGGUUAGGAAGGAGAUAGACAAGUUGUGAAAUAUGCAGAAGUGAAUAUUUUCAUCUUGCAGAGAAAUGGUCAAUAAGGUACAAAAAUGUAGUUACAAUUUCCUUUCAGGGUCUUGCUUUUUUUUUAAUAUAGUCAAUAUAGAAGAAGCCAUUUAAAAUUGCUUAUUAUCUUGGCAUUAUUGUUGUGGGAUAGGUUUUGCACUAAACAGUGGAAGUUUUACUUGAAUUGGUAUGUCUGGAAUCACAUGCAUGUCUUGCAAAAUUAUGUCUCAGAUUGAAGUAAGUUAAUUUUUUUUUCAACAAAGUUCAUGUACGUGUAAAAGAUUAGCCUACAUAUUACGUCAGUUUGCACUCAGUAAAAAGGAUUGAAAAUACUUUUUUUUCCUGAUCUGUAUACAAAAUACAAAAUACAAAAUGCACUCUGUAUUUUAUUGAUGUACACUUAUUACAGGAAUCUUGAUUUUUAUCCCUUGAAGUACAUUGUAUAACACACAAUAUUUAAAAGUGUUACCUAACUGCAAAGUGUGUAUUAGUGGAAUUCUAUAUCAGCUGAAAUUAUCUUCCCAGCAGUUGUUUUGAGUGUUGACUUAUUGACUCAUAAAGAUGGUAAAAAAAAAACUAGUUUCACUUUCUCUGUAAGUCCCUGUAUUCACCAAUGUUA